Messenger RNA from Aphanomyces astaci, 1129 nucleotides. RefSeq lists its product as hypothetical. Gene Ontology annotation, cellular component: cytoplasm. The transcript has a single exon. NCBI's taxonomy places the organism in Eukaryota, Oomycota, Saprolegniomycetes, Saprolegniales, Verrucalvaceae. The record is from RefSeq and is a predicted model, not a curated record. Gene Ontology annotation, molecular function: calcium-dependent phospholipid binding; calcium ion binding. Bases 36 to 1022 code for a protein of 328 amino acids.
CUUUCACGUCCUCAUUUUCGAAUUCGCCGAUCCCCAUGCAAGUGUACUCCCCACUCUCCCACGAUGCCGAUCGAGGCGUGACGAUCAACUUUGCGUCGCCCGAUAUUGACAACAUCUGCCACGAGAUCAAGGCCGCCAUCGCGGGGUUCGGCACCGACGAGCAGCGCUUGAACCGCGCGUUGGGUGCGCGCACAGUAUCGGAGCGCUACUUGGUAAACCUGCGGUACCCGCAACUCCACGGCAAGUCGCUUGUGGACGAGCUCGAGAGCGAAACGUCGGGUGACUACCGCAAGUUGCUGCUGUUGUUGGCGCAGCCGUUGGAAGACGCGGAAGCCACCAUCAUCCGCGACGCGACCAAGGGGUCGGGCACGAACGAAGAGCUGCUGUACCCAGUGUUUGGCGGCCGCACCUCGAACGAGAUCUCGAUCUUGAAGAAGGCGUUCUUCAAAAAGUACCAGAACGACUUGGUCGUAGUCGUGGCCGACGACGUGGGCGGCGACUUGAAGAAGCAUUACCUCGCCAUCUUGAACGCGCUCACCCAGCCGUACGACCCAUCGAUCCACAAUCAACACAAGGCGGAAGAAAUCGCUGAGUUGUUGUACAAGGCUGGCGAAGGCAAGUGGGGUACCGACGAGAGCGCGUUCAUCAACGCACUUGUGUCGAUCCCUCCGCAGUUCCUUCGCGCCGUCGACGCCGCGUACGUGGCCAAACACAAGAGCAACCUCGCCCGCGCGAUCGAGAAGGAGUUCACGGGAAACACGGAGCGUGCGAUGAUGUACCACGUAAACAUCACGUUGAACCCCAUCGAGACGGUCGCGGACCAAUUCGAACACACGAUGAAAGGCAUGGGCACGGACGAGUACAGCCUCGGCGCCGCAGUCGUGCGCUACCAGUCGAUUCUAAAGGAAGUCGCGCCCGUGUACAAGGCCAAAUAUGGGAAGUCCCUCCGCGAUCGCAUCCACGACGAAACUGGCGGCGACUUCCAAAAGCUCAUUUUGAUUGUGCUCGAGCAUUCGAUUUAACAAGGCAGUCGCGGCGUACGUUAGUAUGUAGUAGUCCUACUAACUACAGUACUGCCUACAAAAUGGCUAUGUUUUGAACAAAAUAAUAUCCAUUGGUCCAUUCGCAA